AUGCUUUUUCCAACUAUUUUCUCAGCGCUUCUCCAGUCAACCGUGCUGGUUGCUGCAUCGGCAAUACCCCCUGUACCUAAUGCAGGGGGCAAUGGCGGUGAUACUACCAGUCAACAGACCCGUGGGAUUACGAUUGCUAGUGAAAGCCAGUAUUGCAAUGACAAGGCAACUGAGCUAUUCAGGGAGAAUCCAGAAGCUACCGCAGCUGAUGCGCUCAUAAAUACGGUUCUUUGCAUUGGACCUGGAAUUGGAGGAGGAGGCUUCGCGCUUGUGAAAAGCGGAGAUAAAUUCGAAGCUAUUGAUUUCCGCCCAACUGCUCCAAGCAGCGCGACUGAUGAGUACUACGAUACCCAUGGUGUUCACACUGGAGGUGCAUCAAGUGGAGUGCCUGCUGAGCUCAAAGGGCUUCGGGAAAUCUACAAAUACGGAAAACUUCCCUGGAAGUCUCUUUUCCAGCCUGCGAUCAAAGCAGCCAAAGGCGAUUUCAAAGCGAACGACGAUAUGAUCUACUUUAUUCAACACGUCCUGGAUGACUCGCCACUUGACUUCACGGCGCUUGCAAAUCCUCACUGUGGCUGGCUAGGGCAAUACCCUUGGAAUGAAACCUUUUGCCCUCAUGGUGAACUUAUGCGGAAAGGCACCCCAUUAAAUCGAGCCAAGUAUGCUACAACGCUAGAUGCCAUUGCAAACAGUGGAAGCGAGGAUAUCUUUUACAAUGGUUAUAUUGCGGAUCAUACCUAUAAUACUCUACACGUUGUUCUUAGCAUACUGAAAGUUUUGGAAAAGUUUAUGGGCAUGUUCAACCCCGGGGCCGAUAAGCUAAGUACCCAUUGGCUUAUUGAAGCAUUGCGAUUUGGAUACGCACAGAGGUCUAGAUUGGGCGACCCUGACCCUAAGUUUGACCCAAAUAUCAAUAUAGAUGCAUACCAAAAGUGGUUGAUAGAUGAGAAAAAUGGGUUCCCGCACAAUGUCAAAAUCCAGGAUAAAGCUCAAUCAAAUCCUCAAAGCUAUAUUCUACCAUACCCUGGAAGUUCUCAAGAGCCUUCAUCCAGCCCGUCAGAUGAUGCUGUCAAAUAUACUGGAGGAACUUCACAUGUCGUGGCUUUGGAUAACAAUGGAUUAGCUAUAGCCCUUACCACCAGUGUUGGCGAAUUUUUCGGCAGCAGAAUCAUGGAUCCCACCACCGGAGUCAUCUUUGAUGAUGUAAUGGCUGAUUUUCAGCGUAUAAACCACACUGACCCCCUGGAGUUUGCUAAUAACCACAUCGCAAAAGGGGGUAAAAGGCCCCUUUCCGGAAUGUCACCUACCAUCAUUACAGACAAGGCAGGGCAUGUGUAUUUCAUCACAGGAUCAGCUGGUGGGAUGCGAAUCCCUUCCGCCACCCUCCAAACCAUUGUCAAUGCGCUCGAUAGAGGCAUGUCUGUGGGGGAUGCUCUUAGCGCACCGCGUUUGCACGAUCAGCUUUCCCCUAAUAUCACGGAGUUUGACCUAUCGCUGACAAGUGACACGAGAAUGUACAACAAACAUAUUGUAAAAGAUAUGCGGGACAGGAACCAUCGUUUUACGUGGGUUGAACCCGGCUUCUCUUCGGCACAGGCAAUCAAGUGGGUACCAGGUCAUGCGCCAGAGGCCUCCGGAGAAGAAUGGCAGAGUGACUCGGGAGGAUGUGUAUGGUGGGAUGGAAUAAAGAACUGCCCCUUCAAACGGAACACUGAUUAG
Molecule: messenger RNA, 1719 nt
Organism: Microsporum canis CBS 113480
Lineage: Eukaryota; Fungi; Ascomycota; Eurotiomycetes; Onygenales; Arthrodermataceae
Product: gamma-glutamyltranspeptidase
Exons: 6
Coding region: 1-1719 (572 amino acids)
Biological process (GO): glutathione catabolic process
Cellular component (GO): plasma membrane
Molecular function (GO): glutathione gamma-glutamate hydrolase
Source: RefSeq, a predicted model, not a curated record